CCCGCACGGCCGUGUCCGCGUCUAAAUGUGCCAUAAUGAACUAUGACGUCCCGAGAGAUCGCGGCCCCGCGAGCCUUUCUUGCGGAGACAGGUCCUGUCAAUAUCAAGUAUUCAUCGAAUUUGCGUACAGUCAACUGUACCCCGAAGAGGCACCAGCCGUCGAAUAGGCUUUGUGCGGCUCUAGUGCGACGCGUGAUGGCGAACACAUGACUCGUUCCUGGUUGUGGCUUCGUUUCAGUCUCAAUACGGUCCUCGACCGAGGGUUCUCCUUGUCGCCAAAGGUGAACCGAGAAUUAGCCCUUGGUUUUUCCAUCUGGAAACCCUCAGAGAGACAAAGAGCAUAGUUCUCAGCAGCAGCGAGGGGUAUAAAAAUGCUACUCGGACGGUCGUUGGCAGUCAGAAUCGAAUAGUUCUACCUCUCAAGCCACGUCGAAGAUGUACAAGCUCUCUGCUGCUGUCGCCGCCCUCGCCACCCUGACACAGGUCUCCUUGGUGUCCGCGCACGGGGGUGUCCUCAGCUACAACAUCGCCGGGACCACCUACAAUGGAUUCGUGGCUUACGACAGCCCGACCGGGCAGUCUACCAUUCAGCGCGAAUGGGACAGCUACGACCCCAUCCAAGAUCCCACCGACUCGUACAUGUCUUGCAAUGAGGACGGCGCCAACCUUGGCUCCGGUCAGGAGUACGCCACUGUGGCAGCCGGAUCUCAGAUCAUAGCCUACUGGAACAACCCGUGGCCCCACACCAUCGGCCCCGUCAUGGUCUACAUGGCCGACUGCAGCGGCGACUGCACCGACGCCACUACCUCGGACUUGGAAUGG
Coniophora puteana RWD-64-598 SS2 is the source of this 822-nucleotide messenger RNA. RefSeq lists its product as uncharacterized. The transcript is spliced from 5 exons. The annotation marks the transcript as partial. The record is from RefSeq and is a predicted model, not a curated record. Lineage: Eukaryota; Fungi; Basidiomycota; Agaricomycetes; Boletales; Coniophoraceae.